AUGCCUUCCACAAUCGACCCGGCCAUCCUUCGCGCCCUGUCACUAGAUUCCUCCGCAAAGAUAUCAACCCAUGGAGGCUCCGGCUUUGCAUCGACAUUCCGGAUCAGUACGCCAUCAGCCUCGGUCUUCGUCAAGACGUCCUCAUCGAAUGGAGCCGCAGUGAUGUUCGAAGGAGAACACGCCUCACUCAAUGCCAUUCAUAACGCCGUGCCGAGUCUAUGUCCCAAGUCAUUUGCCUGGGGUAAGUUAGACAAGGGCGGGCAUUUUCUCGCCACGGAGUUUCUGGACCUUGGUGGUCGUAACAGGAGCGGGGGUGGUGGCAGCGGCAUGAGUUUGGCUCAGAAGCUCGCAAAGUUACAUUCCACGCCGGCUCCGACACCUGAAGGUCAUGACUCUCCACGAUAUGGAUUCCCAGUAUCUACGUGUUGCGGAGACACGCCGCAGGACAACACGUCCAGCUCGUCGUGGGCAGAUUUCUUCGCGAAGCGGCGUCUACUCGCGAUACUGGAACGAGGUGAGAAGAACAAUGGACGAGAUGAGGACCUACGGCGCACGGUGGAACGAACGAUCAAUGAGGUCGUGCCCAGAUUACUUGGUGAUGGACAUCUAGGUGGCAAAGAAGGGAUCAAGCCUGUCGUUAUACAUGGUGACUUAUGGUCCGGGAAUAAGAGUCGAGGGAGUUUCGUGGGGCGGGAUACUGCAAGUCCUGAUGAGCCCGGCCCUGUGGAGGACUUGGUGUUUGACCCGUCGAGUUGCUAUGCGCAUAACGAGUACGAUUUUGGGAUUAUGAAUAUGUUUGGCGGUUUUGGGGCCGGGUUUUGGAAGGAGUAUCAUUCUACUGUGCCGAAGACGGAGCCGGAGAGUGAGUAUGAGGACCGCGUGGCUCUGUAUGAAAGCUAUCAUCACCUGAAUCAUUACGCUAUCUUUGGGGGAGGGUAUAAGUCUGGGGCGGUGAGAAUAUUGAAGGGGUUGUUGAGGAAGUAUGGCGAGAAAUGA
Messenger RNA from Exophiala viscosa, 996 nucleotides. RefSeq names its product fructosamine-3-kinase. The record is from RefSeq and is a predicted model, not a curated record. NCBI's taxonomy places the organism in Eukaryota, Fungi, Ascomycota, Eurotiomycetes, Chaetothyriales, Herpotrichiellaceae. The transcript has a single exon. The coding region runs from base 1 to 996 and encodes 331 amino acids.